Messenger RNA from Sporothrix schenckii 1099-18, 3573 nucleotides. Its product is annotated as phosphatidate cytidylyltransferase. Gene Ontology annotation, cellular component: endoplasmic reticulum membrane. The transcript has a single exon. Lineage: Eukaryota; Fungi; Ascomycota; Sordariomycetes; Ophiostomatales; Ophiostomataceae. Gene Ontology annotation, molecular function: dolichol kinase activity. The coding region runs from base 1 to 3573 and encodes 1190 amino acids. Gene Ontology annotation, biological process: dolichyl monophosphate biosynthetic process. The record is from RefSeq and is a predicted model, not a curated record.
AUGACGGCCACCGACGGCAGCGACGAUGCGUCGGACAGCUCCGUAUCGAACGGGUUCGGCGGCAUGGGCGGCGAUGGCGGCGGAAACGAGACGAUGGAAAUCACAGCCUCGAUGGCAUCAACAAUGUCGAAAGCACCGACGGGCGAGCCACCAAUACGAGAUCCAGACGAUGACGACGGCCCCCCAAUACCACAUGAUGUGAGCGGACUGCGGCUGCUGUCCCGCUCGCCGCACCCCUACCACCACCGCAACAGCGACCUCCUCCACCCAGCCGACCGCAUCGAAGCGCAUGCGCACGCAACUGAAAUAAACAACACACACGACACGCCCGACACACUUCACACAGCUGGUGCAGCUGACACAUCGCACCCGGCCCAUGCUGCUGGGUUCCAGGCCGUGGUUGGGGCCAUCCCGUCCCCUUCAUCCGCACUGUCGCUGGCGUCGUUUGCGUCCGGGUUUGGCUUCUUCAAAGACUCGUCGCCCGCUAGCGACAGCGGCACCGAGGCCGACGACGAGCACUUUCUCAAAGGCCUGCCCGCGCCGCGAUCGAAGCCACACAAGGGCCUGCGCGGAAUGAACGAGGUGCUGUCGGGCAUUUCGACGCCGCUACUGCCCGUGCCGCUACAUAGUUUCGGUAGUGGUGGUGGUGGUGGUAAUGUUGGCAGUGCCCACGAAAGCGAGCAGCAUCGUCGUUCACGAAGUGGGAGGAAAAGGACAGGGAGGCUGGAGCAACGCGACAACGGCAGCGGCGUGGACACGGAUGGCGGCGAUAGUGUGGCCGGCAGCGUCUACAGCUUUGUGGGGGACGACGCGCAGGACAAACAACUUGAUAGAGCUGCCACACCUGGCCGCGACGUCAACGCUCACGGCGAAGGACGGCGUCCACAGGGCCACACGCCCAUAUCCCCGCAAACGCUCUUCCAGAAGCUGAAGCGCGAUGCCGUCGCUGCAUCUGCCGCUCUCGACAGUCGCGACAAGGAUCGUCGUCAGGGCAGGGGCAGCGCCGAACGCAGCCGCCGCCGCCGCGAGAUCGUCCGCCGGUCCACCGAACUGCUGCUGCUCGUCUCGUUGGCCGCCCUGCUCUUCUCGAACCCGGACGUGCGUCCCUUGCUCCUGCACUGGCGCUACGAGCUGCAGGCCGUGACGGCUGUCAUCGGCGGCCUGCUCUUGCUCUACCCAUUGCGUCUCAUCCUCUGGGUGCGCCACUACGAAACGCGUGGCAGAGGUGACAAUGCCGAGGAGCAACCCCCGAGCAACCCUCUUCGCCAGCUCAUCGCCAUCCCGGCCUCUUUCGACCCGGCCCCUCUCUUCUACCCGCUGACCAUUCCCGUUUUCGUCUCCUUUUUGCUCGCCACGCCGACUUUGCACGCGGCUCCCCUCCUCAACCUCGUCUUGAGCAUCUGCACGCUGCCCAGGCCUCUACUUCCCUUCUCGCUGUCCACGGAGCUCUGCAGCCCGGUCCACUGGACCCUCUCUAUCGUCCCUCUUACGGUUGCUGAGGCUCUGCCCUCGUCCUUCAAGGGACGCGGUUUGCAUUCCACCAUUCAAACGCCCGUCGCGCCACUCUCGCCCGACCUGGCCACCCUCAUCUACCCGUUGCACCAGACCUUGUGCUGGCUGCUGCACGACUUGACGACGACCAGCCUGCUACCCGCCGAGCUACAGCUGCUGUCCGUCGCCCUCAUCAACCUGCUCUUCCUGGCUACCUCGCCCCAGGCCGUCAUUCUGCAGGCUCUCCUCUGGGCCGGCGGUGUUAGCAUCCUCGUACUCGGCGGUGGCGUUGUCCGUCGCGGCAUUCUCCUUGCCCGCAUCCCUCGCUGGCGCUUUCGAAGGGACGAUCCCAGCGCCCAAAAAACCGACAGCCUUUGGUGGCUGCUGUCGCCUGCCGCUGUCGUGAGCCGUGUCUGGGCCGAGCUCAAGUCGCUGCGGCGCGCGCGACUCGAGUUGAUGUAUGGUCCAGGCCCGGGCGGCUCGGACUUCCGAGGCAACAGCUUCGGCGACUCGGACGACUCAACCGACAAUGGCAACCACUCGCCGCCGCGGGAUGGCGGUGUCGUGGACGGAGCCGCAUGGAAGACUAUGCCGCACAAGAUGCCCAAGAUGCCCAAGAUGCACAACGCGCCAAAGACUGUGAAGCGUUCUGCGACCGUGGUGGCUGCCAGAUCGACCACCGCUCCUCUCGAUGCGACCGCCGAAGGUGCCAACGCUGGCGGAAGACCCCGCCGACACUCCACUACGCAAACCGUCACACAUACUCCCUCUGGCCGCCGCAAGCGCGCCACCUCGCCCACCAUCCGUGCCUUCUUCUCCCUCACGCACGAACAGGCCGUCCGUCGCAAGUGGCUCUAUGCCGCCUUCCUCUACGCCUGCAUCGCCUUUGUCAUCCUGGCCGGCAUCCGUCCCUAUGUCGCGGCAUUUGCGCUGCACGGCCGCGACCCCUUUGGCUGGGCGCUGGGCUACCUGUUUGGCGACAUCGACUGGUUCCGUCUCGAAGUCGUCAAGACCAACCUAGAGGGCUGGGUGUGUUUGCCGCCGCGCACGGUGUCGUCCAUGUCCUCGGCCCCCUGUCCCUCGUGUGCCGCCGGCUGGGUCGAGCACAUCCGCCAGGCCUGGCUCGGCGCCGCCACCACCCGUCUUCUGCUCGCGGCCUACUGGUGCAUCGUCAUCGUCUUUGGCCUUGCCGUUGUCUUCACCUUGUCGCCCGUCUACGAGGUCGACACCCGCCGCAAGGUUUUUCACUUUAUGAUGGUCGCCAUGCUCUUACCCGCCACCUUUGUCGACCCGGCCUACGCCGCCCUCGCCCUCUCUCUCGUCCUGGCUGUGUUUUUGCUGCUCGACCUCGUGCGCGCCAGCCAACUGCCGCCCCUGUCGCGGCCCAUUGCGACCUUCUUGACGCCCUACGUCGACGGCCGCGACCUGCGCGGCCCAGUCGUCAUUUCCCACAUCUUUCUACUCAUUGGCUGUGCCAUCCCGCUGUGGCUGUCCAUGGCUUCGUUGCCGCGGAUGCCGACGACUCCAGACACGCCCGGACCAUCGGAAACAUUUGGCAUACCCAGCGACGGCUGGAACGUCCCCACGCGUGAUGUCAGCAUGGUUUCCGGCAUCAUCUGUGUCGGUCUGGGCGACGCCGCCGCGUCCCUGAUUGGCCGUCGCUGGGGCCGCCGCAAGUGGCUCUGGGGCGGCGGCAAGAGUCUCGAGGGCAGCGCCGCGUUUGCCCUGGCGGUCUUUGCGGGCCUGAUGCUGGCGAGUUUGUGGCUGCGCGUGGGCGGAUGGGCAGCAACGGGGGAGGCCCUUGCGCCUGUGAGCGUGAGUGCAGCAAGCGUGGGAACGGAGGCGACAGGUGCAAGUGCAGCGAGCACAAAAAGCCUCGUCCACACUCUCAGGGCCGCGCUCCCUCCCUCCCUCCAGCGCGUCGUGUCGUGGAUCGGGUGCAAGGCUGCACAGUCGGUCGCGCCCCGCGCCGCCGUGUGUGCCUCCGUGGCCAGCUUGACCGAGGCCGUGCUGACGGGUGGCAACGACAAUGUUGUCGUGCCCGUCAUCUUAUGGACAUGUGUCAAGAGUUUUGGCUUAUAA